Molecule: messenger RNA, 3604 nt
Organism: Myotis davidii
Lineage: Eukaryota; Metazoa; Chordata; Mammalia; Chiroptera; Vespertilionidae
Gene: SAMD4B
Product: sterile alpha motif domain containing 4B
Exons: 13
Coding region: 216-2243 (675 amino acids)
Biological process (GO): nuclear-transcribed mRNA poly(A) tail shortening; regulation of mRNA stability; negative regulation of translation
Cellular component (GO): P-body
Molecular function (GO): mRNA binding; protein binding; translation repressor activity
Source: RefSeq, a predicted model, not a curated record
UCCUUUUGCAGGAGCCUGGAGAGGUGUGGCUGGACCAAGACCUUCCCCGAUGUGAGCAGGUUUCCUCCCCCCACCACCUAUUGCCACCACGCCAGGGAACGUCCUUAAGCCCUGGCCUUCAGGGAAGAGGUAACAGGAACCCGGAGCCGAGACCAUGUGACGGCGCUGGCCCUGGCCACCGCCGUACCCCCCACCCUGGCCCCAGGCCCGGCACCAUGAUGUUCCGAGACCAGGUGGGCAUCCUCGCUGGCUGGUUCAAGGGCUGGAAUGAGUGUGAGCAGACAGUGGCCCUGCUGUCACUUCUGAAGCGGGUCACUCGCACCCAGGCUCGCUUCCUGCAGCUCUGUCUAGAACACUCCUUGGCGGACUGCAAUGACAUCCACCUGCUGGAGUCAGAGGCCAACAGUGCUGCCAUCGUCAGCCAGUGGCAGCAGGAGUCCAAAGAGAAGGUAGUGUCUCUCCUGCUGUCCCAUCUGCCCCUGCUUCAGCCACGCAACACGGAGGCCAAGUCGGAGUACAUGAGGCUGCUACAGAAAGUGCUGGCCUACUCGAUCGAGAGCAAUGCCUUCAUCGAGGAGAGCCGCCAGCUGCUCUCUUAUGCCCUCAUCCACCCGGCCACCACACUGGAGGACCGCAACUCACUGGCCCUCUGGCUGAGCCACUUGGAAGAUGAGUGGGGGGGGCCUGCAGAGCUGGGCCCUAGGGAGGCAGGGUCAGGCUGGCAGGACAAGCCACCCCGGGAAAAUGGACACGUUCCCUUCCACUCACCCAGCUCUGUGCCGCCAGUCAUCAACAGUAUUGGGAGCAACGCAAAUGCAGGUCUCCCCUGCCAAAUCCACCCCAGCCCGCUGAAGCGCUCCAUGUCGCUCAUUCCCACGAGCCCCCAGGCCCCUGGUGAGUGGCCGAGUCCAGAGGAGCUCGGGGCCCGAGCUGCUUUCACCACGCCCGACCACGCACCCCUCUCGCCCCAGAGCAGCGUGGCCUCCUCUGGCAGUGAGCAGACGGAGGAGCAGGGCUCCAGCCGGAACACUUUCCAGGAGGAUGGCAGUGGCAUGAAAGAUGUGCCCUCAUGGCUCAAGAGCCUCCGCUUGCACAAGUACGCAGCCCUUUUCUCACAGAUGAGCUACGAGGAGAUGAUGACACUGACUGAACAGCAUCUGGAGUCUCAGAAUGUCACCAAAGGUGCCCGCCACAAGAUAGCCCUGAGCAUCCAGAAGCUGCGUGAGAGGCAGAGCGUCCUCAAGUCCCUGGAGAAGGACGUGCUGGAAGGAGGAAACCUGCGAAACGCUCUGCAGGAGCUGCAGCAGGUCAUCGUCACCCCGAUCAAGGCCUACAGUGUUCUCCAGGCCACUGUGGCCCCCACCCCCACCACCUCCACCUCGACUGCCAGGGAUGCAGGCCAGGGGGAGCCACUGCUGCCAGGUGCUGAGUCUCCCCUGGCUCAUCCCAGCACAGACAAGGGCACUGAGGCCAAGGAUCCUCCAGCUGCAGAGAGCUACCCCCCUCCACCAGCUCCAGUUCCCACUGAUGGCAGCGAGCCAGCCCCACCUCCCGUUGCUGACGGAGACAUUCCCAGCCAGUUUACACGGGUGAUGGGCAAAGUGUGCACCCAGCUGCUGGUGUCUCGACCAGAUGAGGAGAACAUCACCAGUUACCUCCAGCUAAUCGAAAAGUGCCUGACUCAUGAGGCUUUCACGGAGACGCAGAAGAAACGGUUGCUGUCCUGGAAACAGCAAGUGCUGAAGCUCCUCCGAACCUUCCCGCGCAAAGCCGCACUAGAGAUGCAGAACUACCGGCAGCAGAAAGGCUGGGCGUUUGGCUCCAACUCACUCCCCAUAGCUGGCUCUGUGGGGAUGGGGGUGGCCCGGCGGACCCAGCGGCAGUUCCCAAUGCCUCCCCGGGCCCUUCCACCCGGCAGAAUGGGCCUUCUAAGCCCCUCGGGCAUUGGGGGCAUUUCCCCCAGACAUGCCCUCACCAGCCCCAACCUUGGGGGCCAAGGCCGACAGAACUUAUGGUUUGCCAACCCUGGAGGCAGCAACAGCAUGCCCAGCCAGAGCCGUAGCUCUGUGCAGCGCACGCACUCGCUCCCAGUCCACUCCUCGCCGCAGGCCAUUCUCAUGUUCCCUCCAGACUGUCCGGUCCCUGGGCCUGACCUGGAGAUCAACCCCACUCUGGAGUCUCUGUGUCUGAGCAUGACAGAACACGCCUUGGGUGAUGGGACAGACAAAACCUCCACCAUCUGACGGGACCCACAGCCCAGCGCACCCAUAGGCUCCCUGGGCGGCGGGCGGGGGCCAACCCCCAACGGGCUUCUCUGCGACAGCGAGAGGGUGGGCUGGCUCAGCUAUACAUUCUAGUAUUUUUCUACUCUCUCAUCCUUUUAACUUUUGUUUAACAUUGGCACCUGCCUUGCUCACUUUCGGGCCCAUUGAGGGAUCUCUGCCGAGGCCCAGGAAGGUAGGGGGCAGCCAGAAUAAAGGGGGCAGGAGCUUGGCCAGCCUGCCUGCCCCCCUUUCCUUCCUUAUAGCUCAUCUGGCCCCAUCCCACCCCCGCUUCCUCCAGAAUGUUCACCUGCCCCUGAGGGAGCAGCUCCCUCAUCCCCUGAGACUCACUGACCCACUAUCUUAUGGGGCCUGCUCAGAACCAUCAGACAUUUGGGGAGAGACAAGCUGGGUAAGAUAACCUGCUCUCCUGAAUAUUAUUUUGAGAGGCGCUAAGGAGAAGGUAGGUGAGGAAUCUCUUUCUCCUCGCCACCUUCUUCUCCUUCCCAAUUUCCAUCAUUCCCCGAGGACAGGAGCCAUCCUCUUCUCACUCACCUCCUUUUGCCCUGUUUAUCAGAGGUUCUCUACAAUUAAUUUCUUAGGCCUAUUUAAGAUACAUAUUUAUAUAGUUCUUAACGGUUUUUCUCUGAUCAUUCCCUCUCAUUUUUAGAAUCCCCAGGCCUCUUUCUGAGCCAAGAAAGUGGCAGGGGGAACCUGAAUUUUAUGAGGGGAGAGGGGCAGAGCCCCCUCCUCCAGACCCCCUAGCUCUUCCCCACUUCCCCCCAGCCUUGGCUCCCCAGAUGCAUAAGUUGAAGGUGGGGAGCCAGGACAGCCAAUGAGGUCAGGAAGUCUGUUGCCUUAACAUCCCCUUCCCCCAUCAACAUACUCUUCACUCCCAGGUCUGGUUGCUGAAAGACUUGGGGGUAAGGAAUAAGGGAAAGGGGAUUGUUUGGUUUUGGUUUCUUUCCCCACCCCCUUUCUCUCAUCCUUCCCCACUCCCCAUUAUGUCAUGACCUCAUUAAGUGGAACACUAUAUCAUAACCCAGAGAUUCCCCCAGCCCUGGAGUCAUACAGAGCCUCUGGUCCCUGUUCCUACUGCUGGGUUGUGCUGGGGCCCAGGUGGAGGGAGGGGAUUUGAGGGUUCAGGUUGUGGGGAAGCCAGGGUCCCCUAUUCCAACACCCUCCCCCCUCAACCCUCCCAUACACACUGGGACAUUCUCAAGCUUUUCACACCGAAAGGGAAAAAAUGUUAUUUUUAGAUACAUUUUAUGAAUAACUUUUGUUAUGAAUAUGGCUGGUAACCAUUGUGUAUGUUAUUAAAGAUGUUGGGAAAAAACAAAAAA